UUGCCCUUGACGCGAGACCCUGGAGUGGUGUGGAGACGCCUUAGCCUGUUUGGGAUGAAGAAGGCGAAGGAAGGUGCUGGGGCUGCCCCAGCUCGGCAGCCUGAAAAGGUGGAGUGGUUCCAGCCCCUGCAGGAGGCCUCCAACACACCUCCAGAUGACAGGCUGUUUAUCAACAUUCUGAGGCUGACUGAUAUAUACCCUGCUGAUGUUGUGUUCACCCUCCUGCGCUGUGCCCCAUCGUGUGACAGAGCUGCUGCAAGCAUGUGGAAAACCAUCGCCUCAUCGGGAACGACAAUGGAGAAGGUGCUGCCAAAGCUGCUCUGCGUGAUGGAGGACUGGCCACUGCACAGCACGUUCACCUUGGACGGGGACAAAACAGAUGUCUUUGCCCUGGCUGCAACCAGGGCGAUUUGGGAGAUUCUCCGCCUGCCCUGGUGCCCAGAGCCACUGAUGAAAUAUUCCCCUCCCCUCCUUAUGCAUCUGCUCUUCCAAGUCUUCAUCAGCACAAAGCAGAUGCCGGAGGAGGUCAACGCCUUCUGGAGGGGAUGCCGGGAGAAACGCGGCCUUCCCGCCAACCCCAACAGGUUUGCAGUGCAGACUGUGAGGGCACUGCUUCGCCGUCUGCGGUGUCUACAUUUGGUGAUGGCAAUGGAGCGCAAGUGUGGCUGGGACACACUCCUCAACUUUGACACCCACCACUACGCAGUGGGUCUGCUGGCCAGGGAGAUGCGCCGUGCCUCGAGCCCCUUGUGUUCCCCGGUUGCCCUCUGCCUGCUGGGGCUGCUCAUCACAGAGAAGCCACGCUGGGAGCUUCCUGCCAUGGCAUUCUUUGUGGAGGUCCUGGACUGCCUGGACAUGACUGACUGUGGUGAAAGCAUCCUGGAGAUCCUUUCAAGGCACCUACAGAGCGAAUGCAAAGAGAGACAUCGCCUGGCGCUCAGAGGCCUCGUGGUACUGAGCAAGGAUCCCACAAUGGCCAAAAGAAUGUGCAGCCUCUCCGAAAGCCUGGUGGAGCUACUGCAGGAUGCAGAUGUAGAGUUGGUUGGGAUGGCCUUGCUGAUGUUCAUGAAUAUGCUGCAGAACAAAGACAUCCUAAUCUCCAGGCCCACUGCCCCGAAGCUGGCUGAGGCGCUCCGGCCACUCUUUGACAGUGACAACAGCCAUGUGCAAGUCCUCUCCAUUCGCCUCUUCCAAAAGGUGAUGGAGUUGGUAGUGGCUGAGGGAAAGAAGCCCCUGGAGAGAUAUGUGAGGCAGAGCCUUCUCCCGCUCUUUUUGCACUGGCAUGAGGAGAAACAGGGACUGGCAAAGGCCUCUCGGGAAGCGCUGCUUAGUGCAGCCAAGUUUCUGAAGAGGAGGGAUCUCAAUCAGCUGCUGAAGAAGGAACAGCCAUUGAAAUUUAGUGAGCGCCUGCUGGAAAAGGACCGGAACCGAGUGGCCGAGUACCUGUACCAGGCCCUGCCCUACCUGGACAGCCCUCAGGAGCCCCUGCAAGAGGCGGCCGUCAAGUUCAUUGGUGAGCCACAAGGGUCGCCGGGGGGGUACCUGAGGGGACAACCCGAAGAGCUGCAGGUCAUCUGCGAGGCCCUUCAAGCCAUGAGAAAAGAUGACUGCCCCUCCUACACAAGCGUGAUGGUUCAAGCCCUCCUUGACCAGAGAGCUGCAGUAUUAAAUUCAUCUUCUGCAUCGAGACAAGCGGUGUCCCUAGAAAAGCACCAGAUACCACGCAACCGGAGACCACCUGGAGACCAGGGGAAACCAUCUGGAGCUCCAGACACUGAUGCCAAGCCCAACUGAGCCUGCCAGGAAGGCCUUGUGGCUCCUGGCCCAUCCUUCCCUCUUGACCCGUCCCUGCCUCCAUACUGCUCCAUCCCUUUAGCCUUCAGACCCAGUCCGUUCCCUUCUCCUGCUCCCAGCUCAUCCCUCCUCUUCCCCUUCCCUUAAUAAACAGUUGGGUUUCUCCCCCCUA
Messenger RNA from Neopelma chrysocephalum (saffron-crested tyrant-manakin), 1966 nucleotides. RefSeq names its product maestro heat-like repeat-containing protein family member 6. The record is from RefSeq and is a predicted model, not a curated record. Lineage: Eukaryota; Metazoa; Chordata; Aves; Passeriformes; Pipridae. Gene Ontology annotation, cellular component: cytoplasm. The annotation marks the transcript as partial. The transcript is spliced from 13 exons.